Molecule: messenger RNA, 421 nt
Organism: Acanthocheilonema viteae
Lineage: Eukaryota; Metazoa; Nematoda; Chromadorea; Rhabditida; Onchocercidae
Source: the annotation of a GenBank genome assembly
AUGUGGAAUGAAAAAGAAAAUUUUAAAAUGUCAAAGUUUACAUUUGAACUAACAAAUCACAUUACUAAGCAACAAGCAAUGCCGAAUAAAAUGCGUGUCAAAGUUAUUGAAGCACAGCGACUUAGUGGUGAUCAUUUAGUAAAUCAACCAUAUGUUGUACUGGAAAUAAAUGAACCGGCUCAAAAAUUUCAAACAAAACCUGGACUUAGUAUUAGUCCACAUUGGGAAGAGUCAUUUGAUUUUGAUUUAACAGCAGCAUCCGAAGAGAUUCUAUUUGAAAUAUACGAUGGUGGUAGUAGUAAUAUUUCUACCGGACAUGUCGGAUAUUCUGGACAAAAUGAACUUGAAAAUGAUCGAUUUUUGGGGCUUGCAAUUGUUGGCUUGGAAGAAGUACGACAUUCGAAUGCUAACACUUCGCAUA